This is a messenger RNA of Cucumis sativus (cucumber), 1122 nucleotides long. Its product is annotated as dehydrin DHN1. Gene Ontology annotation, cellular component: membrane. NCBI's taxonomy places the organism in Eukaryota, Viridiplantae, Streptophyta, Magnoliopsida, Cucurbitales, Cucurbitaceae. The coding region runs from base 162 to 872 and encodes 236 amino acids. Gene Ontology annotation, biological process: response to water. The transcript has 2 exons. The record is from RefSeq and is a predicted model, not a curated record.
CUAUAAAAUGGUACACUUGGAGUCCCACUAAGCAACUUAACUAAGUCUAUUCACAAUAAUACACAAAGCAGCUUAUUCAUUCUCAACACCUCACUAGUAACUGCCCAGUAUCUCUCUCUUUUUUUUCUGAUUCAUCUUCUCAACUAGUUUUUUUCAUACCCAUGGCGGAUUACGACAACAAGAAGGUCGAGGAGGGUGUUCAAGAGGGUGGUGUCGAGGCCACGGAUCGUGGGCUCUUUGAUUUCUUGGGGAAGAAGAAAGAGGAAGAGCAGGCCGAGAAGCCCUCUGUUCAUGAGGAAGAGGUGGUUGUAGUUACUGAGCAGAUGGAGAAAGUUGAAGUUUCUGAACCUUCUCAUAAGGUUGAACAAGAAGAAGAAGAGAAGAAGCCUAGUCUCUUGGAGAAACUCACCCGAUCCGAUAGCAGCUCUAGCUCUUCUAGCGAUGAGGAGGAAGGAGAGGACGGAGAGAAGAAAAAGAAGAAGAAGAAGGGAUUGAAAGAGAAGUUGAAGGAGAAGCUAGGAGGAGGAGAAGAGGAAAAGAAGGAAGAAGAAGCUAAAAAGCACGAGCACGAGCACGAACACGAAGCAGUGCCCAUCCCAGUGGAGAAGGUGGAAGAGGCAGCACAUCCAGAGGAAAAGAAAGGGUUCCUAGACAAGAUCAAGGAGAAGCUUCCAGGCCACAGCAAGAAGCCAGAGGAAGCUCCAGAAGCGCCGGCUCCGUGCGCCACCGAGGCUGCAGCUCCUCCUCAUCAUCAUGAAGAAGAUCAAGGAAAAGAAAAGAAGGGAUUUUUGGAGAAAAUAAAGGAGAAACUCCCAGGGUAUCACGCUAAGGAGGAUCAAGAGAAGCACAAGGAGGAGGCAGCUUCUCAUUGAAGAUGAUGAUGAUAUGAUAUAAUAGUCCAUAAUGGUUUAGAUCAAGAUCAUAAAUCAUCAUCAUUGUGGCGUGGAGUUCUUGAUUAUUAAUAAUGCUGUUUUUUAUUUAAUUAUGUGUUUUUGUAAGAAUUAUAUAUGUGCUUUUUUGAUGUGCAUAUAUACAUAUGGGAUUUGCUUUAAGGUGGGGGAGGGGGUUGUGUUUUCUUUUUCAAUGUCUUUUCAUUAUAUAACAGUGUUCAUUUUGUAUUUA